Cadophora gregata is the source of this 663-nucleotide messenger RNA. RefSeq lists its product as uncharacterized. Bases 1 to 663 code for a protein of 220 amino acids. NCBI's taxonomy places the organism in Eukaryota, Fungi, Ascomycota, Leotiomycetes, Helotiales, Ploettnerulaceae. The record is from RefSeq and is a predicted model, not a curated record. The transcript has 3 exons.
AUGCGCGGACUCAAAUUCUUGCCUUUGAUGGCUAUGUUGGAAUGGACUGUAGGUCAGAACGAUCCUUCGAAACCAGAAUGUGCUUUACGGUGCUGGGAAAAUACGAGAUAUGUCAGCAGAUGCUUGGAGGAUCAUGCUUGUCUCUGCAGUGAUCCAAAUUAUCAGAACUCCGUCUUCCAAUGCAUUUACUCGCAAUGCGAUACUGCUCACUUCGGCUCUGCUCUCCAUCACGCCAUUGCACAAUGCCUCGGAACGAACAAUGAAGUCUUCUUCGCUAAUCCACCCAUUCCUGAUCGCGAUGCUCUACGCCGUCGAGAAGCAGAAUACGCUUCUGGGGAGAAAUUGGCUGGAUCUGGAUCUGCCGUAGGAUAUCCGACCGAAAGUGCCACAUUCCCUCUGCAGAGUGCAAAUUACCCCACGGACAGUGUCGCCGGCCCAUACUCCCCAAAUCCUACCUCGACGCUGUUCCCUUUUUUUCCUCUCAACUCCGUUACCUCCCCAGCAAUCACAUCCGCCACGCCAACUGAGCCAGCCUACAACGCCGUACGAGUCUCUACCACUGCUGCUGUUCCGCAGCUAUACACAGGUGGGGCCUCGCCCUUCCCACCUACGCUCUUUCUUCCCAUUGUGUUCACAAUGACGGUCAUUCAUCUUAUGGUCUGA